CAAUUUCAUCGUAGCCAUAGAAACAAAAACCUUUAUCAAUUUAACUUUCUGUUCUCUAACACUCAUUCCCUAACUCUGUGCAAAAUCCAUGGCUGUUACCACCGCAUUCAAGCUCUCACUCUUUUUCACUCUCGUCUCACUUUCAUUAUCGGUUAUUCCCCCAACAUGCAAGCGCAUUGAGUGCCCCAAUUACGAUGUCAUACAAGCAGGAAAUGGCUACGAAAUCCGUCGCUAUAAUUCAACUGUUUGGAUUUCUAAUGACCCCAUUCAAGAAAUUUCUCUUGUUGAAGCUACAAGAACCGGUUUCUUGAGGCUUUUUGACUAUAUUCAAGGUAAGAACAACUACCAGGAAAAGAUUGAGAUGACAGCACCUGUUCUCUCUGAGGUCUUACCUAGUGAUGGACCCUUUUGCAAGUCUUCAUUUGUUGUAAGCUUUUAUGUGCCUAAAAAGAACCAAGCAAAUCCACCUCCUGCAAAGGGUCUUCAAGUUCAAAGAUGGAAACCUGUGUAUGCAGCAGUUAGACAGUUUGGUGGGUUUGUCAAAGAUACAGACGUUGGCGAGCAAGCUGCAGCUUUGAAGAACAGUAUUGCCGGUACUAAGUGGUCGUCUGCUAUUGAUCAAAGCCAUAGAGCUGGUCAUGCUUCGGUUUACUCUGUGGCUCAGUACAAUGCCCCUUUUGAAUUUGACAAUAGGGUGAAUGAGAUAUGGUUCUUGUUUGAUUUGGAAAGUGGAUCGCGCGCUAUGUGAGAUUUACCGAACAAGAAUCACUAGCCAAUCCCAGGUAGUAUGAAAGUUUUCAAUGUGAAAGCAAUAUGUGUAGUUUGCAGCCUGAUGUGUUAGUUAAGACUUCUUGUUGAAUUAAUAAAUAAAGUGCAGGCUGAAGUGUUUCACAAUGCUUUCAGCUUGACUUUUUGUUCAUGUAAUGUUAAACUUUUAUAAUUGGCUACACUUGCGAAGUAAAAUCAUUAAGGAAUUGAUAUGGCUUUUGAAA
Vicia villosa (hairy vetch) is the source of this 992-nucleotide messenger RNA. RefSeq lists its product as uncharacterized. The coding region runs from base 89 to 748 and encodes 219 amino acids. The transcript is spliced from 2 exons. The record is from RefSeq and is a predicted model, not a curated record. Lineage: Eukaryota; Viridiplantae; Streptophyta; Magnoliopsida; Fabales; Fabaceae.